Messenger RNA from Brachypodium distachyon (stiff brome), 1152 nucleotides. RefSeq names its product homeobox-leucine zipper protein ROC5. Lineage: Eukaryota; Viridiplantae; Streptophyta; Magnoliopsida; Poales; Poaceae. The record is from RefSeq and is a predicted model, not a curated record. Gene Ontology annotation, molecular function: DNA binding; DNA-binding transcription factor activity, RNA polymerase II-specific. Gene Ontology annotation, biological process: regulation of DNA-templated transcription. The transcript is spliced from 4 exons. Bases 85 to 630 code for a protein of 181 amino acids.
GCCUCUACCUGAACACCAUCAUUUGCUGCUUUUGUUGCUUACAGUGGUGCUUGUACCGAAGACACUAGUUGAAGUCAAAGUGAAAUGGAUGGCCUGGCGUUUGAUCCCAACACCAACGUGGGGAACACUGAUGGCGUUGACGCAGUUGCUGCAGGGAAAGACAACAACGUUGGUGCUACUGACAGCCAGAGGACGGCUACCAAGCGUUUCAAGCGCCAUAGCAGAGACCAAGUCGCACAGCUUGAAGCUGUGUUCCAGCAAUGCCCACGGCCAGAUGAGCAAGUCCAACAGGACCUUAGCGUGAAGCUCGGCAUGGGAGCUAACCAGGUCAAGUUCUGGUUCCAAAACCGACGCUCCGCAAAGAAGAAGAAGCAGAAGCAGGAGGAGGUCAAGUUGUUGCGAGAAGAGAGCUGGAGGCUGCAUGUUGAGAACCAAACCAUCAAGACGGCGCUAUUCAAGAAGACCUGCCUGAAAUGCGGAGUCCCGAUGGUACACGUUGUUGGGGACACCCCGGAGAAGCGGCGCCUGCUCGCUGAGAACGCGAAGCUCAAGAACGACCUUCUGCAUGCAAACGCCUUUCUCAACAUGAUUUCCGGAGGGUCAGAAGGGGCCCCAUCCAGCAGGGCGUAGACCAUGCAACUGAACUGAACGUCAUCGGCAAUGCAUGGUGUCCCUUUGGCGACUGACCAUCUUGGCCUAGAAGGGAUUUAUUAUUUCAGUCUUAUUAUGUAGUGUUCUUGAUUGUGGGUCGGACAAUAAAAUGGCAUGCGCAGUCGUCGGAAUGACUUUGUUGAGAAAAAAUAAUUUUUGUAGUGGAAUGAAACUGUUGUUCCUUCUGGUACUUAUAUAGACUGAUAUCAAAUUUAUUUCUCUUGUGGUUCCUCUUGUAUAUAUCCCCUUUUCGACGCUACGGUUGGUUCUCUGGAUCUAUGGCUAGCAUCCUAAGGCUUCUUGCUUGGUUUCCUGAUGAUCAAAGAAGAUCUUUACGGAGCUGCUAUGUGUUCUUUAUUCAUACUCUUGGUGUGAUGAUCACCUUUUGCCUCUUGUGCGCUGUGUCGGGGGAGAUCUUGGUCGGAGCGUUAGAGGUGAGGUCCAUAGUUCCUGUUUCAUCUUUGUUCACUAGGUUUAAGUUCUUAAAAAUUCAUCUUUGUU